This is a messenger RNA of Cannabis sativa, 4403 nucleotides long. RefSeq lists its product as uncharacterized. The transcript has 3 exons. The coding region runs from base 290 to 1534 and encodes 414 amino acids. NCBI's taxonomy places the organism in Eukaryota, Viridiplantae, Streptophyta, Magnoliopsida, Rosales, Cannabaceae. The record is from RefSeq and is a predicted model, not a curated record.
AUUGUUUGAUUUUGACGGUUAUGUAUUCUUAUCAAAAGGUAUUGUACUUUUGCAUUUUUCUUUUAUUUUUCUUUUAUUAUUUUCGAAUAUAAAAUUUGUAAUUGCAAAUCUCUCUCCCCUCAACUGUUCAUCUUCUUCCCCAUUUUCAGUUUUCUUAUACGGUUGUAGUAGUGGGUGGUUUUAGCAUUUUAAAAAAUUUCAAAUCCCAUCCCACUUUCUUAAACUUCCCUCUCAUUUUCCCUCCUAUUUUUAUUAUUUUUGUCUAUAAAUACCUUCAUAGUUCCUGAUAAUGGCCGUUACUCGUUCAUCACCAUCUCCGGCUAAAGUUACAAAACCCACAAAACAAUCGCAGAAAACCAGACCCAAAUCAAAAAUGGGUAAAAAAAAUCUGAAAGAGAACCCUCCUAGCCCCACUUCCCCUUCUGUUAAAAGAAAAACUCUUGCUGGACCUUCGAAGAACACUCGAGGAAAAAGACCUCGAACUGUUGUUGAAAAUUCAGACUCAGAUUUUGAGUUGGAUUCUGAAUUUCUUAAGUCGCCUGUAUCUGUUAAGGGCAAGGGUAAAUCCCCUGUAAAGGUGUUGCCAUCAUCAGGUGUUUCUGAGGAAAUUCCUGUUAAUAGGAUUGUUGAGGAUUGGGAAUGCAAGUACACCCGAUCUCAAUUCUAUCAUUCUAGAGUAGUAACAUCUGGGUAUUACUCUGUACUUGGAGACAUUAAGAGAAUUCUAACUGAAAGCCAAUUGGAAAUUUUUUCAAAAUCUGUGUUUGGUUAUUUUCUUCGGAUUCCGGAGUACAUAAUUCAUUACCAAUUGCUUCAUUGUUUGCUGUUGAGGGAGGUUCAGCAGCCUAAUGGGUUGGAGUUUUGGGUUUGUGUCCAAGGGAAAUACCUUAGGUUUAGUAUCGAAGAGUUUGCGUUGGUCACGGGGUUAGAUUGUCAUGUUGAUUCUGAUUUUUAUCAGUUUAAGCAAGAUGAUAAUGAAUUGGUCAAACAUUGUUUUAAGGGGUACAAAAAAAUUACCAAGGGUGCUAUUCAGACUGCUUUUAUUGCUGACAAUCUUAAGGAUAACGACGAUCUUGCAGUCAAGUUGGCUGUAUUGUAUUUUGUGCAGUGUUAUUUGUUAGGUGGUCCCCCGGGUAAAGUUGUUUCGUCUGAGGAAAUAGAUGUUGUCGAUAGUGGUCGAUAUAAUGAAUUUGGUUGGGGCAAGCAUUGUUUUGAUAUCACUAUGCAUUCUUUGAAGGGUAAGAUAGAUUCUGGUUAUAAGAGGGUAGUUCGUAGUGACGAGGAUGGUGGGUAUUACAGGUUAUUGGGUUUUCCUUUGGCUAUUCAAUUCUGGUUUUUCGAGUGUUGCCCGUAUGUUAUUGGGAAACUGUCGUUGUACUCAAAUGUUGGCAUUCCAAGGAUUUUGAAUUGGCCUAAAUUACCCAAGGACAAGGAGGGUAUGGUGAAAAUGGAUGUCAUGAACACCCUCAUUUUCGAUCGGUCUUUGAAAGAGGUAAUCCUGUUGUUUUUUACACUAUUUCCACUGUUGUUUUAAUGUUGUUUUUGUGUACAUUAUUUAUACUUUAUGUUUUGAUUGUUGUUGUUAUUUUAUAAUUUCAGUUUCAUGUGCAUAUUGUUUUUUGUUGGUUUUUGUUGUUUCAGUUAAAAUUAAGAAACAUCACUUGAGUUUGAGCCUCACUGAUUUUUUCUCUGGUGAGACUACUCCCGAGGCUGUAAAAUUCAAAAUUAAAGGUGGUUCCAAGCCUGCUGGUCAACCUGGCUUGAUGGGUGCUUCUUCAUCAUCUGCUCAUGAGAAUGUCUCCCGAGUUGAGUUUGAGGAAUUUAAAAAGUGUUUAUCUGUUGUUGUCAGCCAGCAAGGGAUACUUAUGAAAUCUGUUGCUGAGAUGAACAAGAUUCUGGACAUUCUUAUUGAGGUGUUUUUUUAAUUGUCAUUACUUUUUCUGUUAUUUUUUUAGUAGUGUUUUUAUGUUUUUUUAUACAGUAAAUUAAUUUUUUAAGUUUUUUUUGUUCUCAGUCAUCCCAAGGUGGUCUUACUCACAAUGGAUCUCAGUCUGAAGAUGCUCUUCGUACUUCAGAAAAUGAGGAUGAUGAAGAUUCCACUUCGGAGGAAGACGAGGAUGAUAAAUUCGACGAUGACAAAGGAGAUGAUAAUCAUGACGAUGAAACUGAUGAUGAUGAUGAUGAUCUGGGUGGAGAUGGUGUUGGUGCUGGUCAGGAUGAGGCUCACACGGGCGAUGUUCGUAACGAUGAGGGUGUUGUUGUCCCCGAGGUUGUUUUGAGGGAUGAUGAUACCGGCAAGGUGGAUGAUGCCAAGAAUUCUGACCCUGUGGAACCUCUUGCAGAGAUCAAACAGGUGUAUUUCUUGUUUGGACAUCAUUUUUUUGUGCUUUUUGUGUGGAUUUCUGUGUUUUGUGUUUGUUUUAAUAGUUUUUUACUGUUUUUUUUGUUGUCAGCCUCAACAGUCUCAAGGUGGGGAGGAGAACAUUGAUGUUGAUGCAACAAUUGCAUCUGCUGUUAAAGCUGUGGAGAAUUUGGUUUGUGUUUCUGUUUUUGUUCCUUUGUAAUUUGUGUUUAUAUGGUAUUCUAUUGUUGUUUUUAUGGUGUUUUGAUUGUACUAUUUGAAAUUUAAAAAAAGUCUUCUUUUUUUCCUUUUUCUUUUUUAGAUUGGUUCCUCAACUCAUGCCCCUGCUUCUGUUGAGACUUCUGAGAAGACUGAUCUUGAAAUGGUUGUUUUUCAAGAGACUCCUAUUUUACGUCCUCAAAAGAGGGAUCGGAAGAAAGGAGCUGUUUUGAAAUCCCCAUUCACUGAGCUUGCUUCUGGUGCAUCUAAAUCAGGUUCAUCCUCAGUUUCUCCUGAUGAUUCUGUGUAUAAGGUCGUUAAAUAUGUGCGUGGUUUGUGCCCGUUGGACAACAAGAUUGGUGAACCUGUCGAUCCGCAAUUGGAAGCUGAGUUUGUCAAGUGGGUUGAUACAGGUCUUAGAAAGCAUAAAUCUAAGUAAGUAUUUUUGUAGGUGUUUUCAGUUAUAUAUCUCUUAUCGUUUUCUAUUUAGUUUUUAAUUUUUUAUUUGUGUUUUGAUAUUUUUUUAUUUGUUUUUUUUAGCACAACAACUAAUGUGUAUUGUAAGGGUAAGGACACAAUAUUUCCGCCUUUUCGUUUUGGUGUUGAGGACAUUAGCAACAAGAUGUGGUUUCACAACCUUGCCUACCCUAAUUGUUUCCUUACCAAUUCUGUAAGUUUUUUUUUUAUUAUUAUUAUUAUUUACAUAUUGUUUUUUUUAUUUAUUUUUUUUAAUGUUUUUAAGUGUUGUUCUGUUAGUUUUUUUUUAUAAGUUUGAAUGUUUUUUUUACUUAUUAUUUUUUUUUUGUUCAGCACAUUGACAUCAUUUUGUAUUAUCUUCGUAAGAAAAUAAUGUACUCAGCCGAGCCGAAAAUCAAAGUCACCACAACUGAUUGCCUCUUUUGUUCUAGCAUAACAAGUUUGUAUGAGAAGUUUGUUGAGAAAAACAACGAUAUAUCGGUGUUGUCUCUUUCUCACAAUGUGGCCCAGUACAUUCAAGGUGGUAAGAUAUUAUGUGCCACUCCUUGGCAUUUGGUUGAUCAUGUUGUUAUGCCUAUCAAUGUAAAAUUACAGGAUCAUUGGAUUUGUGGUCGUCUAAACAUAGCUGAGCGGCGGAUAUAUCUGUACAAUUCAUUGCGUUCUGGGAGGUAUAUGACAGCUGCCAAAGAGGCUUGCAAGCCUUUCUCUGUUAUUUUACCAUAUUACUUCUCUAUGUUAGACUUCAAAGGCCUUCGCAACGAAGCUAAGUUUAGCACUAUGGAACCGUUCCCUAUUGUUGCUGUUGAUGGUUUACCCGAGCAGGUCACAACGUAAGUUUUAUGUUUAGUGUUCAAUGUUUUUCACUGCUUGUUUGUAUUUUUAUUUUUUGUUAUGUGAAUUUGAUUUUUAUUAGUGUUCUCAUAGUGUCUGUUUUUGUGUUUUCUUGUUGUUUUUUUUCCAGUGAUUGUGGUGUUUUUGUAGCAUCAUUUGCUCAGUAUUUCAUUGAUGGCAAACCCAUCCCAUCCUCUGAUUUUGAUGUGGAAAUUCACCGCGAUCGUUUGGCUGUGUUAUUUUAUCAAUAUGACAUGAAGAAGCAAACUGAGAACAUUGAAAGUGAAUCCGAGGCCCCUCCCAGCCUUCCCAAGAAGUGAUUUGUUUUUUCAAUCAGACUGUCAUUGUUCUUAUAGUUUUUUAAUGUUGUUUUUAUGUUUUUUUAUGUUGUUUUUCGUAAACAAACAUUGGUGUUCUGUUAUGUUUCCUUACGUUUUGUGUGGACAAUAUGUAAUCUUUAUUUUUGUAUGUUUUUUCUUAUUCUUCUUAUGUACAAACAAGUUGGUAUGUUAAAGUUGUUAGUUUUUUCAUUUCA